CGCCAAAGUGCGGAAAUAAAAGAAGAAAAAAUUGCGUCGCAACCGUUUCGCGAGCCGCGUCCAUCGAAUCCCCGCUAGUGCCACCAGCUUCAUGAUCGACACGUGUCGUACGGACGAGAAGGUGUUCAAGAUUGCCGCCAACUACAAGAUGCCGACGCUGCAGCCCCGCAUCGGUUUCAGCAUCGACUCGAUAGUCGGCAACACGACGCCCAAGUCACCUCCGUCGCCUCCACACACCGUUACCAAACCGGAAGUGGGUGGGGGUGUGGGUCCACUACCACCCCAGCGUUCACCCAGCCCACUCGCUUCCGAGAGCUACUCCGUGCGGUUGAACCGACUCCAGAGCCUUUCGCCACCACACAACUACAGUCUCACGCGACUCCCCGAAAGUCCGCAAAGUCUCGAAGGAAGCCACGCGAGCGCCCGUUCACUGGAAGCGCUUCAAUCGCGUCUCUCACCACCGGUCCACUCCACCGUCGGUCCCGUUGGUCCACUGUCCCUUAAGCGUCCUCGUAGCCCUUCACCACCGGUUUCACCCCAACCACCACCAUCGGGUCCACCAAGCGGGUUAGUCGGAUUGGGUGUAGGACCAUCAGCGGGUGGUGGCCCACCACAACCACCACCACCGCCCGUGGGUCCAAUCGUUGUGCCAGGACUGCCAGCAGGACUCGUACGGCCCUUCCCCGUGAGUCCUCCACAACCUUCGGCCCACCCACCACAUCCAUCGGCGGGUGGAGCGGGUCAACCCGGCGGAGGUCCUCCAACCGACAUCAAGGCUCUUCCACCGUUCCUGCACACACCCGAAAUGGUACAGGCCGCCCACAACCAGCAUUUCCUCGCAGCCCAGUUCCAGGCGGCCGCCCUGGCACACGCUCAAGCCGGUCAGCCCUUUCCACCGCAUCCAGCGGCCGCUCAUCUGCAUAACCCGAACCUGCCACCGCGCGAUAGCUAUCCGCUUUAUCCGUGGCUGCUGAGUCGUCAUGGCCGUGGCGUUUUCCCGAUCGGCUUCCCAGGCAACUACCUCAUACCGUUCCGCAAGUCGAAGCGCGUCAGGACGGCUUUCUCACCCUCGCAGCUGCUCAAGCUGGAGCACGCCUUCGAAAGCAACCACUACGUCGUCGGUGCGGAGCGUAAGCAGCUGGCGCAGAACUUGAACCUCUCCGAGACGCAGGUGAAAGUAUGGUUCCAGAACAGGCGCACGAAGCACAAGCGCAUGCAGCAGGAAGAGGGUGGUUCUGGAUCGGGAAAAUCCACCGACGGAGACCACCAGAACCGCUCAGCCUCGAGCCCAACCGGCAGCUGCGAGGACGAGGACGACGAGGACGAGUUCAUCGACAUGGACGAUUGCCCGAGUGAUGAGGAAAACAUGCACCACAACGGCUAG
This is a messenger RNA of Anopheles nili, 1384 nucleotides long. RefSeq names its product homeotic protein empty spiracles-like. Lineage: Eukaryota; Metazoa; Arthropoda; Insecta; Diptera; Culicidae. Gene Ontology annotation, molecular function: DNA-binding transcription factor activity, RNA polymerase II-specific; DNA binding. Gene Ontology annotation, biological process: regulation of DNA-templated transcription; neuron differentiation; central nervous system development. The transcript has 3 exons. The record is from RefSeq and is a predicted model, not a curated record. The coding region runs from base 92 to 1384 and encodes 430 amino acids.